This is a messenger RNA of Biomphalaria glabrata, 1584 nucleotides long. RefSeq names its product shiftless antiviral inhibitor of ribosomal frameshifting protein homolog. Lineage: Eukaryota; Metazoa; Mollusca; Gastropoda; Planorbidae. The transcript is spliced from 10 exons. Gene Ontology annotation, biological process: innate immune response; viral translational frameshifting. The coding region runs from base 583 to 1512 and encodes 309 amino acids. Gene Ontology annotation, molecular function: ribosome binding; sequence-specific mRNA binding. The record is from RefSeq and is a predicted model, not a curated record.
AAAAAAGGGAAAUCUCCCCCUCACCUAUUAAGUUCCCAACGCGAAAAAAACAAACAAAUCCUGAUAAAGUCAAUGCUAUAACCUGUUAUGUUAAUGACUAUGAUUAAUACCUAGUAUGUUGAUAGAUUGACUAUGAUAUUGACUCCGAUUUAAACAACAAAAAUAAGAAAGUAAAGUUAAACAAACAAACAAAGCUUAUGUAGGCUAGUAUGAAAUUAAAACGAUUGAGCAGUGUCACAGUUCAGGUGACGUGACAAGUGCCUAACACAGUCCUAUAAUGACUGGGUCGUAGUUGUGCAAGUGGGGUACAGUUGUUAGCUAGUGUGCGGGUGUGCCCGCGAGUUUCUAUGCAACGUAAAACGUAUUUCGAGUUUGUGGACAUGUUCCUAGAGUGUUUAGAGUUAAAACAGGAAUGAAAUUGUCUCUAUACUUAAAGCUCGAUUAAAAAAAAAACAUAAUCAAGAAGUAUGAACUGUCAGGUUGAGUGAUCACACAAAGUGACACAAUGUAAUUCAAGCAAUCAAGUUCCAACUAGACUGUGUAUGUGUUGAGAACUUACAGUAGUUCAAUAGACCUUCAGUCAUGUCUGAACAUGAUAACCAGCUAGAGGCUCGGAGGCUUCGGGAGCUGUUUAGAGGCAGAUUCAAUCAGAACGAGGCAGAGCUACUUCUUCAGCAUCACCAGGAUCUAUAUGGAGCAGCGAACUUUGUCUUGGAGAACGAACCAGAAGUUGUAAACAGCAUUUUAAAUAGGAAAGGAGAAGACUACCUCAAGAUUACUAUAGAAGAGUCAAAGAAAGUCAAGGAUUUACUGGAAGGCGGUCUAGAGAAAGAGUCUCGACCCAGAUUAUUUGCUUGUAAAAGGUGUGAGCGAGCCUGGUGGAAAGUUGUGUCUUUACGAAAAGAGGUAUCCAGGUGCUACAGGUGUCAAGUGAAAUACGAUCCAGUGCCUAGAGACAGUGAAUGGGGGCGUGGCAGAUUUCGAUGUGGACAUUGCCAGAAUGAGUUUAUUACCACCGCUAUCAUGGGGAUGACCGUCUCCUUAUGUCACAGCUGCAACUAUCCUGUGGCGCCCUACGAGAUUGUUCCCCCUGUAAAGAGUUCACGUCGUCGCAGAUCAAGGACCGACACCUACGAGUGGCACGGAAGCAGGAGGAGCUACCCUCUACCACCGUGGGGCGGUCCUAGCGACCAACACAACUGUAAUGGUGUCAACUGUUACAACGGCAAUGAUUUCCCACAAAAUCCUAACGGGAUACAAGAUAACCCACUAGGUGUAGAUGUGCAGAAGUUGGAACGUAACGCAAGACUUGGAAGAAUCCCACGUAAACAUGAGAAACCAGCUGUAUGCAUCGAUACCGGUUCCAAACCCCUCCCUCCUGCAGUCAGAGUACGGACAUGGAGUGAGAGGCAUGUCAGCACAGGCUCAACAGUGGCCACGUGCCUGGACCAAGGCGACCUGGAGUCCUGCACCAUCAGUCUGGCCUACACAUUUAUAACGGUUCAAUCAUGAACGAUUCCUAUACUGCACAAAUUGUUGGCUUCCACAUGUGGUUGAUGUAUAAGAACAGUUGUAAAUAAAAUG